AUGAUGCUGCGCGAGUACUGGACGAUCGUGCUCGAGGCCAAGACGCCCUACGAACUCUCUGUCCUCCGCUUCCACCGCAUCUACCUCUUUGUCGCGGUCUUUCUCAUCCAGUUUUGCUCGGGGUCGCUUUACUCGCUCCUCUUCCUCGCCGAUCCCAUCAAUCGGUUCUUUGGCUUUGGAGACAAUGCGCCGGAAGCCACGAACCUCCUCUUUGAAGCUGGCGUCUUUAGCCUCCUCUCCCCGGCGCUUCUCGGACCGCUCCUCGAGCGCACGGGGCCACGACGCAGCAUGGCUGCUGGCACGGUCCUCACGGCGCUCGGUCUUCUUCUGUCGCACACGGCAAUUCUCACGUCGUCAUGGUUGCUCUUACACGUCGGAUGUGAUUGCAUUGGGUUUGCAUUUGGCGCGAUCCUCACGUCGUCCAUCUCGACCGCGCUCAAGUGGGCACCCGACGUGCGCGGGACGGUCACGGGCGCGUGUCUUCUCGGGUCGGGCGUCGGUACCAACGUGUGGCGCAUCGCGUUUGAUGCGAUCCUCGCGUCGUCCCCUGACGGCCUCCAGAAUAUCUUUGGCCUCCUUCUCGCGGUGCUCGUGCCCAUGUUGAUGCUUGGAACGCUCGUGUUGCGGACGCCGCCUUCGGACUUUAGCGUUCGCGGCCACGACAUGCACUGCAUUCCGCUCGACAAGGCGCCCAACGCCGAUAUGGUCCUCGACGAGUACCUCAAGGUGGGCAUGACGCUCCUCAACUACAGCGCGAUCCGUCCAGCGUCCGACGCCCUCCUCGACGGCACUGAUCGACAGUACUACGAACAAGUCAAGGCGCUCACGCUACCCCAGUGCAUUCUCUCGACCGACUUUUUGUGUCUCUUUAUCGCGUUUGCCGCCAACGGUCUCUCGGGCUUGCUCUACACGGAAGUGACGGCCAUUCAAGUCGACCGGGACUUGCUCGUCGCCUGGUACAACAUUACGGACGACGAAGCGACGCGCGUCCGCCUUUGUGGCGCGGUCGCCGACCUUGUCGGCCGCUUUCUUGUCUCGGCGCUCUCGGACGUGUGCAUUCGCCUCUUGUAUGGCAACCCCGCGGUCGUACGCAAAAGCUGCUUUGUGCUCUUGCUGCUUGUCCAGUGCAUCGCCGUGCCGAUGCUCUAUUUCGCCUCGGACAAUAUGACCAACUUUGGAACGGUCGAGUGGCUGCUCUACACGGUGCAGUUUACCGCCAACGCCGGCGCGUCCUUGAUCGUGUGCUUCCUCACCGACAUGUACGGUGUGUACCAUGUCGGCACCAUGUAUGGCCUCGUGCUCAUGGGCUGGGCCGUUGAUCAAGUCGUGUUGGGUCGGGCGCCGUUCGAGGACGGUGGUGCACGGCAAUACACCACGCCCUCCUUGUCGCUGAGCAACGCACGCGCGUGCUCGUUCGCCACGACCCGGAUCGGCCCGAUGGCCGAAUCAAAGUCGUUCGUCACGUGA
This is a messenger RNA of Saprolegnia parasitica CBS 223.65, 1467 nucleotides long. RefSeq lists its product as hypothetical. Lineage: Eukaryota; Oomycota; Saprolegniomycetes; Saprolegniales; Saprolegniaceae. The coding region runs from base 1 to 1467 and encodes 488 amino acids. The record is from RefSeq and is a predicted model, not a curated record. Gene Ontology annotation, molecular function: transmembrane transporter activity. Gene Ontology annotation, biological process: transmembrane transport. The transcript has 3 exons.